Messenger RNA from Cooperia oncophora, 549 nucleotides. Lineage: Eukaryota; Metazoa; Nematoda; Chromadorea; Rhabditida; Trichostrongylidae. The record is from the annotation of a GenBank genome assembly.
AUGAAGAGGUCUUGCGCUCUUUGUGGACGUGCCUCCAUCGCUAAGAACAUGAAGAGGAUGUGUGUUGGAUCGAGAAGUACAAAUCUCAUUAUGGUUGCUUCGCUGUCAUCGGUCGGAAUUGUUGCUAGAUCGGAUGUUAGCACUGUUGUGGACUUCAUUAGCAGGAAUUCAAGAUAUAUUUGUUAUUCGCAUGUAAUGCAAGCGACGCAGUAUUUAUGUGCUGAAAUAGCAGCUAAAGGAGGGCACCUUUCGUACUAUAAUGGUGAAGCAUAUGUCACUACUGAGGAUAUCCCGCUUCAUGUUGUUGAGAUGAUCAAUGGAUUUAACAACACUGAUGCUGUCAUCACCGCUCGAGAUGUGCGCUUGUUCAUUAAUGUCGCGUUCAAGAAGUAUCCCGCGACUUCUCUGUGGCCCGGGAGUGGAGAAAUAACGGCUCGAUCUGAGCCAGUUGUUCAAGUAGAAGUGGGUUAUGGAGAUGAUGUCGGCGUGAAGCGUGAAGGAGAUGUUGAUGUAGCAUCUAAUUUGACUACUGAGGUUCUGCCUGUAUAA